AGAGAGAAAUCAAAAUAAACACUUAAUAUGAUGACUUUUUUCAAUUGUGAUUUUAUGUUUCUCAAUAACAGAUUAAUUGUAUUAACCAGUGUUAAUUUUAGUUUCGUUUGAUUUAAUUAACUAAUCAUGUCCCGAUUACAUCGAGUAACUCCCGUUCCAAGUGACAUCGAAAUUGUCAAGGCUCAUUCAUGUUUACCGAUCAGUGAGAUCGCAAGUAAACUUGGUCUUAGUCCCGAUGAGCUCGAAUCGUAUGGACCAUUCAUGGCCAAAGUUAAGACGAAAAUUCCGGCCAAUUUAAGUCGACAGGAGAGAGGAAAAUACGUUGUUGUCACUGGAAUUACACCAACACCACUGGGAGAAGGUAAAAGUACAACUACAAUCGGUUUAGCUCAAGCAAUUGGCUCUUGGUUGAAUAAAAAAUGUGUCGCUGUUAUAAGACAACCAAGCCAAGGUCCAACCUUUGGUAUCAAAGGUGGAGCUGCUGGUGGUGGAUAUUCACAAGUUAUUCCUAUGGAAACAUUUAACCUUCACUUUACAGGUGAUAUUCACGCAAUUUCCGCUGCUCAUAACUUGAUUGCUGCUGCAAUCGAUGCAAGAAUUUUCCAUGAAUCAACUCAAUCGGACAUCGCUCUAUUCAACCGAUUGGUUCCUAAAAAGCCUGGUAAACCUCGGGUUUUUAGUAACUGCCAAACGUUACGAUUGGAAAAGCUUGGUAUCGAUGUUAAUAUUGAUCCAGAUAAAUUGACAAUUGAACAGAAGAAACAAUUUUCUCGGCUUAAUUUAGAUGUUGACACAAUUAAUUGGAAUCGAGUUGUUGAUUUAAAUGAUAGACUUGAGAAAGUUAAAAUUGGCCUGUCACCAUCAGAGAAAGGAUUCAGUCGAGAGACUCAAUACGAUAUUUCCGUGGCCAGUGAGCUAAUGGCGAUUCUUUCAUUGGCUAACAAUUUGAAAGAGGCUCGACAACGAAUCGGAUCAAUUGUCAUUGGAAAUGCUAAAGACGAUAAACAAACACCAAUAACCUGUGAAGAUUUAGGUGUUGCUGGUGCAGCAACGGUUCUGCUUAAAGAUGCGCUAAAGCCAACCCUAAUCCAAACGCUCGAGGGCACACCGGUCCUUGUUCAUUGUGGUCCAUUUGCUAAUAUUGCUCAUGGAAGUUCAUCCGUUAUUGGUGAUAAAAUUGCUCUUAAAUUGGUUGGUCCUGAUGGUUAUGUUUUAACUGAAUGUGGAUUCGGUGCUGAUAUUGGACUGGAGAAGUUUAUUGAUAUUAAAUGCCGAAACUCGGGAAUAUUACCUGAUUGUGUUGUGAUUGUGGCCACAGUUCGAGCUCUUAAAACUCAUGGUAAUGGACCACCGAUAACUCCUGGAGCGACUGUUCCUGCAGUCUAUUUACAAGAGAAUAUGGAACUUCUUGAGAAGGGAAUAGUUAACCUUGAGACUCAUAUUCGUAAUAUCAGAAGGUUUAAUCUUCCCGUGGUUGUGGCGGUAAAUGCAUUUUCUACCGAUACUCAGAAAGAACUUGAUUUCGUUCGAAGUCGAGCCAUUCAGGCCGGUGCUUCGGACGCUCAGAUUGCCCAACAUUGGGAACUCGGUGGUGAAGGUGCUCAAGAUCUUGCUAAUUCUGUUCUUAAAGUCUGUCAAUCGCCAAAUGAAGACUGCAAGUUUCUUUAUGACCUUAAACUGACCAUUAAGGAAAAAAUUGAAAUAAUCGCUAAGCAAAUUUACGGUGCGAGUUCAAUCAAUUAUUCAGAAAGAGCUGAAAGUAAAAUCGAGAUGUAUGAAAGGCUUGGCUAUGGUUCGAUGCCGGUUUGUAUUGCUAAAACUCAACUCUCUCUCUCCCAUGAUCCAACACUUAAAGGAGCACCAAAGGAUUUCCAAUUCCCCAUCAUUGAUGUUCGAGUCUCUGUUGGUGCUGGAUUUGUUUAUCCAUUGGCUGGAGAGAUUCUCACCAUGCCUGGAUUACCAACUCGUCCAGCGUUUUUUGAUAUCGACAUUGACACCGAGACCGAGGAGAUCCAUGGAUUGUUUUAAUCGGAAAAUAAUCACAAUUAACUAAUGAUAAUCAACUAAUUUUUUGGCUCAUUAUGAUUAAAUUAUUGUCUUAUAUACAAAAUGUGAUUUGAUUAUAAUAAUAGAUUGAACAAUUAUCAUCAACAACUAAAUCAAUUAGUGAUUUUUAUUCAAACCGAUCAUUUAAUUGGUACCAUGGUUUAUCAAAUCAAUGAGAUUAAUCAACAAUUUAAUGACGAUAAUUAUAAAUUAACUUUCGCUUUUCCUAUUUAUCCUCACUAAUCAUUGAUUUAAUUUCUUAAUCAUGGUGUAACAAUUAAUGGGAAUCGGAAUAUUGUUAAUCCAAAAAUAAACAUAAUAAAUUAACUGUUUAAUUGCUCUUGAA
This is a messenger RNA of Panonychus citri (citrus red mite), 2392 nucleotides long. RefSeq lists its product as uncharacterized. Gene Ontology annotation, molecular function: formate-tetrahydrofolate ligase activity; ATP binding. The record is from RefSeq and is a predicted model, not a curated record. Lineage: Eukaryota; Metazoa; Arthropoda; Arachnida; Trombidiformes; Tetranychidae.